Colletotrichum fioriniae is the source of this 2808-nucleotide messenger RNA. The record is from RefSeq and is a predicted model, not a curated record. Lineage: Eukaryota; Fungi; Ascomycota; Sordariomycetes; Glomerellales; Glomerellaceae.
AUGAAGACGCGGAUCGAACACGUGUGCAAGGGCCAUAUGAAAUGGGUCUUUCGGGAAGCGGCCAAGUCUGCUAGCCCGUUCUCUCCUAAUUACUGGACCAAUGGCGCAGAAAUCGAUGACUGGAAAACCGAUCCAUGGCUACCAGGAAAGUCCCUCGUUGACGCCCCAUUCCAAUUCAUCAAAGCAGCAGACUUUUACAAGAGACUGGGAAAAGACAUGCCAGAUGAAUUGAUAGAAAAGGCAAAGGUUGCGUACGGAAAAUGGAUUCGUGACCUCGGAGAGGUCGAGAAGUCUGAGAAAUUCGCAUUCCCCUCUUACAAGGCCAGCGACGACAGAAAACCUAUCAAGACCUUCUAUCUUACAAACCAUGCUCUAAUCUGGCAGGCAGUCAGAUCUGCAGAGUCGAUGAACCUUCAAUCCACACCCAAGGAUGAUUCUGAGUUGGGUAAAAAGAUGGGUAGAUAUUCGGCUGAUAGGUUACGGGAAAACAUCGUCAAGAGAUUUACGACUGAGAACUCUCUUUUGAAGCAGAGGAUGAUCGCCGUGAAACGAAGUCCUACGCAAACCCGGUUUCUUUUCCGCUCGAAAGACGUUGCUCUUUUCCGUGCCAUGGAGGAAGGCUUGUUUGAGCAAGCUGACAUCCAAUGGAUGAACACCCUCGACAGCCAGAAACAUCAUGAGGGGAAUGACGAUACCGACUGGAGUGAUCCUCGACGAUUCGCUCUAGCUAUCACAAUGGCUCAGCAUGGAAGAUUCAUCAACCUUCGGACCAGAAAGGAGCUGAUAAAGCAAGCCUUCCGUCUCGAGCUCAUGCACCAUUCCAUCAAGGGUAUCUCCAAAUAUUUGGGAGGUCUAUCAGGUCAUCCGAUAGAGACAACGGGGCCAAGAUAUCGUUACGGCUACUGGAUGAAACACAAUCUCCCCUUCAACAAUGUUAUAGACGACAACAACGUCGUGGAGCUGCAGGACGAGUGGCUCUACAAUGAACCUGAUUUCUUCGUCAACGCGACGGCCAUGACCGAUGUCGACACGAACAAUAUGCCAGAUUCCGAUGCAAACAUAGGGACCUCGAUGUCGGCAAAGGUUAUCAGCCCAUACGUUCUACUCAAGAUCGACAUCCAGGAGCGUCGGCCGCUCAAGGAUAAGCGGCCUUUGUCGUCUUUCUCAGUUGAAUACUAUCCAAAUGAUGAGGAUUCGUUCGAGGAGGCUGUCAAGUCCCAAAGGGAUGCCCAAAAUGCUAAGAAGAGGUUUUGGGCUUUCAUCCUGACAAACGCGGAGGAGAAUUCGAGCAGCACCAAGACGUUGGCUCCAAACGAAGAACGUGAACAAGGAGAGAUGGGACACUUCUUCCACAGACACAAGACCAACAGCAACUUCUUCACCGAGGAAACGAUAGCAGAGCUGAAUAUUUGGACAACGGAGUUCCAAAUGGCCUUUUACUCUGGUGUUGAGAAAGAAGGGUUUUGGUGUGGGGACAAACUUGAAAAAAUGGCAAUGGGAUUCCGGUUCGAGGGCGACUUUUUCGACAAAUAUUGGACCUGCCGUUUUGUGGUGGCAAACCCUCAUCUGUCGGCUAGCAAGAAUGAAGUGAAGACUGGUUUGAUCAAGUUGCUGCAGCAAAACCAUGAAGACGAUGCUUAUGACUUGUGGGAAGUCAAGACCGGUCCUUGGGAGCAACGGAGAGUGCUCGAAUUGAUAUUGUUCGGACACAUCAUCAGCGAAAUGGCCACGAGCGCGGGCCAUAUCCUGGAAUUGGCCGAAAGCACUGUGCUGAAAGAGAAAACUAAGUUGGAACAAAGGCUUCGAAGGCUCCAAGGCUCUCAAAUGUUCAAGCAAGAACAAGGCGAUCCGAACACAGAUGACGGCGGUCCUAUCGACUACAACAGCUUCGUCGUCACCAGCAAUGAGUUCCGUAAGUUCCAGGAACGUUUGCAGAUGAUACACGGAGAUUUCGCAAAAGCCAGACCCAUCAGCGACCAUUGUCUCAAUCGAGAGAAGGAUCGCCAAGCCGAACAGCCCUGCUGGACGUUCAGCGACGAGAGUCGCUACAGGUCGACACUGAACAAGUUGCUGGUCGUAAACCGGCGGGCUAUCCAAGACCUGGAUCGCAACCUCAAGGGAAUCUCUAUCCUUGCAGAGUCGAUUACGCAAGAGCUCGAGUACGUGAGCGGCGGUCUUGAGAGCAUCUCAAAUGAAGAAAGCCGACGAAACAAUAAGGAUGUCAAGCUUUUCACAUACACCACUGCCAUAUUCUUGCCUCUGGGGUUUGCAACAGGCAUGUUCAGCAUGAGCGGGACGCCUGAUGCGCAAACUGUCGGUGGAAUGUUUGGGCUGUUUGUUGGAGUAUUCAUCCUGGGUCUAGUGAUAAUUCUUUCUGUCGCAAAGGUCAACGCCAGAUAUGGAGACAGCCGGCAGAUUCGGGAGAAGCUGAUCAGGUGGGGGCGGCAGAAGCUCGACAGGGCGUAUCUUUUGCGUACAUUAAUAAUUAUCAUUCUCAUUGUCGGAAAGGUCAACGCCAAAGAACUGAUCAGGCGGGUGCGGCAAAAGAUCAAUGGGGCGUCUCUUUGGCAUGGACGUGAAGGAAGCGCGGAAGGCAAACCAACCGAAAAAACGAGGGCUGAACCCAAGGAAGAUGGUCCGGACAAAGUAUCACAGCGAAGGUUUUGCGGGUUGAAGUUACACGGGAAGAAGCAGGGCGGUGCUUUGGCAAAACACAGAGAAGGGCACGUGGAAGAAGGGAGAGGUGGACUAGGCUCCGUGGCGGGCGAGACGGCAGCCUCAGGGAGCACGCGAAGCUUGAAUGGUUGA